Molecule: messenger RNA, 4534 nt
Organism: Spinacia oleracea (spinach)
Lineage: Eukaryota; Viridiplantae; Streptophyta; Magnoliopsida; Caryophyllales; Amaranthaceae
Product: casein kinase 1-like protein 3
Exons: 15
Coding region: 378-1646 (422 amino acids)
Biological process (GO): protein phosphorylation
Molecular function (GO): ATP binding; protein kinase activity
Source: RefSeq, a predicted model, not a curated record
UAUCCAUUUCCAACUCCUUUCUCACAAAAAUAAAAAUAAAUAUAAAAUAAAUCGCCGAAAAACCCACCUCACACACUCGUCCCUUCUUUCUCUCUCCUCUUCCCGAACAACAACCCCUGCUUCCUCCGCGUGUGGCUUCAACUUUCUCCCUCCUCGCUUUAUCGCCACCUACUCAGUCACCAAACCCCUCGCCGGAAUCCUUUCUCUCUCCUCUUGCUCCGGCUAAUUUCCUAAAUUGAUUUUGAUAUUAUUUUCGAAAAAACCCUAGCUUAUAGCUUAGUUUUUCAAGUUCAUGCUGUUGAAUCCACAAAUUCGAUUAGUUUCAGCAGUAACUUUGUUGUUGUUAAUUUUUUAAUCGUUCUAUUCUUCUUCUUCCUAUGGAUCGGAUCGUAGGACACAAGUAUAAGCUCGGUCGUAAGAUCGGCAGUGGUUCCUUCGGUGAAAUCUUCGUCGCUACUCAUAUUGAUACCUUCGAGAUUGUUGCUGUGAAGCUCGAAAAUACCAAGACAAAGCACCCACAAUUACUGUAUGAGGCGAAGGUAUACAACAUUCUUCAAGGAGGAAGUGGAAUUCCGAGGGUGAAGUGGUCCGGGGUGGAUGCAGAAGAUAAUAUCCUCAUUAUUGACUUGUUGGGGCCUAGUCUCGAGGAUCUCUUUGUAUACUGCGGGAGAAAGUUUUCGUUGAAGACAACCCUAAUGUUGGCUGAUCAAAUGAUUACAAGAAUAGAAUAUGUUCAUUCGAAAGGCUUUUUACAUCGAGAUAUUAAACCUGAUAACUUCCUCAUGGGUCUUGGUCGAAAAGCUAAUCAGGUUUACAUUAUCGAUUUCGGACUUGCAAAAAGAUAUCGCGAAUCAACCACAAAUCGACAUAUUCCAUACAGGGAGAACAAGAAUCUGACAGGGACUGCACGCUAUGCUAGUUGCAACACUCAUCUUGGCAUCGAGCAAAGCCGGCGUGAUGAUUUGGAGUCACUUGGAUAUGUUCUCCUUUAUUUUUUGAGAGGAAGCCUACCCUGGCAAGGUCUUAAAGCCGCUACCAAGAAGCAAAAAUAUGACAAAAUAUGUGAGAAGAAGUUAGCUACUCCAAUCGAGGUCUUAUGCAAAUCACAUCCUGUUGAGUUCGCCUCAUACUUGCAUUAUUGCCACUCAUUGACAUUUGAUCAGCGGCCUGAUUAUGGAUUCUUGAAGCGCUUGUUCCGUGAACUAUUUGCCCGUGAAGGAUAUGCUUUUGAUUACAUCUUUGAUUGGACCAUUAUGAAGUACCAGCAAGUACAAAAGAGUAGAAAUCAGUCAUCGCCAGCUCCAGGAGGAAGUAGCAGUCAAGCAGUGCCAAUGGAUAUGGACAAGAAUCAAGGGGGGCAAUAUGCCAUUAACGCUCAUGGUGUCGCUGACCGCAUCAGAGCGGUGAAUGCAGCUUCUGAUGCGCGCAUGAAUUCUAGUUUAGCCGUUGAGAAAAACCGGUCUUCUGAAAGCAUGGCAUACAGAGAUUUACCAUCAACUUCAUUCCCUUCGCGUGAGGUCUUGAGAAAAGACGUUGAAGAGCGUGUUAGACGCGCUGAAGCUACAAACUCGAAUCAAGAUGGUAGUAAAACUGGUCCUUCAAGCAGAUGGAUUUCUCCCCUGAUGCGGAUUUCCUCUUCAAAGUGAUCGAAGGUGGUAGUAUUACUUCUGGAUUGCUGAAUCUGUUAUUUGCAGUGUAUUGACAAAUGUUAUAAGGACUGCCCAUCCUCUUUCUAGGUGAAGAUUAUGCUGAAUGAUCUCUUGUUGCACAUUUAAGGGCACCUGUUGCACUUUGGAUUUGCCGCUACCAUUGUCAUUUGAGCUAUUACCAUGCGGAUAUCCUCAUAAGUGACGGCAAUUUUAUUUGGAUUUACAGCGUAUAACCUAAAAAAGCUUGGUGCAACUGGUGUGCUGAUGCCAUGAAUGUCACACACCACUCUUGUAUUUACAAUCCUGUGUAAAAUGACAACUUGUGGCAUAUUCAUCCAUAUGUGUUCCAUAAAGGUUGCAGAAUCUUCUCUGCCACACUGUUGUCAUCAACAGUGUUCAUCUAUUUGGUUGGUUUUGUGAGUUGCAUUUUGUACUUUUAUGAGAAUCAGGUGUAUGUGACAGUAGCAACAUACAUUAGCUGAUUAGCUUGACUAUUAAUUACUCUCUUCUGAUCUGAAUAAAAAAGUUUGGUGGUGUUUCUUGUACCUCUUCACUAUUGCUACUCCAUGAAGAAGCAUCAGAGUUUUUUUUUUUUUUUUUAAUGUUCUUCAUAUCUCACAUGCAUUGCUCUAUUGAGACUCUAACUUAACUUACAAAUUAGUAUUGUUAUGUUUUGAAGUUGCUUUUUUGUAAUCACUGGCAGAAUGAACUAAUAAAUCCUAUUUUCACAGAAGAUUUCCAAAUUGUUUUUGACAUUUCUUCUCUUAAAAUUUACUUCAAAGCAUACUAUGAUUACUAUCUAAACUUCCUAGAUUUUGUAUAUGUGCUGUACAAGCUCUAUACAUAAUGUUUUCUGGUUUAUUGUCAACAUCUGCAAUUAUAUACUUUAGCUGUUAUCUUCAUUUUUCACUGUUAAUAUUUUGAAGUUUCGAUGUCAGUUUUAUUCAAAACUUUUGAACUUCAGCAAAUAUUCUGCAACAUACUUUCACUUAAGCAUUCUGUUAUUUGACUUCAUUCUGCAUAUCUAUUGUCUGGUAUGUACUGACUACUGAGUUCCGCGGUAGUUUUUGGAAUCACUCUGCAGUAUAAGGUCUCUUCUCUCCUUAUUUUUUUAGCAUUACGUGUGCUUCCUGUCCCUCUUCCAUUUCUUCCCUAAAGUUAAGUUUUUCACAAUUUGUCUUGUUUUUUCUCUUUUUUAAGCUAGCAUGCUUUAGUACAUAUAUGUUUCAGUGUCAUAAACAUUCUUUUUACUAACUGUUCAUCAUUCUUCAUUUUGUAUCAGCUUUUAAAGAAUACUUACCCCUUUUGGUAAUCUUUCAUGUCCAAAAGUGAAAUCACGUCUUUUAUUGUAUCUUUUCUUCAUAUGGGUCUUUAUGUCUACCAAAUCUCUUUAAUUUACUUUUAUUCUUUUUUGUUUUGAAAACUUUGUCGAAGGAGCAUGCUGCAUAUUGAUGAUACCUGCCAUACAGUCUCCAUCGUUAUUCAAUCCUUUGAGUUAACGCUUUAUGCUCUGCAGGAAAUUCCAGAAGAAUGAAAUGGAAGGCCCUUGGUGUUCCGAGGAUUUCUCAACACGCCUCUGCUUGUGAUUGCAGAAGUCAAGGAUGUGAUCUGCCGGUCUCGUCUUUUGAAAGUUGUUAUUUUAUACUAUUUAGCUCCCAAGCCAGAUGCUGAUGGUGAACUUUCAAAGCUCUAGCAUUGAUCUCAAGUGUUAGGUGAACAAUGAACUACUUCCCAUUGUAGUUUAGGGAGGUGAUUAUUUCUUAUAAACUGCCACAUACGGUGGAUCCGUGGGGGUGAAACUCGAGGUCGGUUCUGAUAACAGUUUCAAAGAGGUUCUGAUAACAGUUCCAAAGAGGUUACUGUUGUUUUCUAUUGAAACCAUAAUUGUAGGGUGUAUCGUAAUUUGAGCAUUGUUCAUUUACGUUUUGCAUGUCUUCUGCAAGGCUGCUCGAGUUUACUUGUUCGAAGUUGCAGUUUUAAGCUAGCUGCAUUCUUUCUAUUUGUUGUUCGCCUUAUUCUGGGGUUAUUGAUGUGGUGAAUGCUUCUGAUUGCCUUCAUCUGAUUCCAGAGUUAAUGCUGUCAUUGGGAAUGGUAUACUUAAGCAUCCAGACAUGCUUGCGUGCACUUAACGCACACCUUUCAACACACAUGGAAUGGAGUAAUUGUUUUGGUUUUGGCCUAAACACCAGCUAAAUUUAGUUGAUGGGUGUUUUAAGCUGGAAUUACUUGAUAUUGGAGUGAGUUCAGCCACUUUGCAAGGUAUUGUGAAUUGGUGAUGUUUGCAAAAUUUGCAGAAGACUUGAAGCGAAAAGAUCUAUGGUUUUAGCAAAUGGACGUGCUACAGUAAGUGAUCAAGUCUACCAUGUCAUUAUAUUUCCCCAGCAAAUGAAACUGGUGUCAUAUUCUAAUCAAGUCUAUUCCAAUCAAAUUGUCCCAUAAAUCAAGUUUUUUACAAGGAAUUUUGUGACGAUAGUCGGGAAUCAGAGUGGAGAUUUCAAUACCAUUGCAACCAGGAGAAAGUCAGGGGCACUUGAUUAUUAUCUUAAUGAACCAGUCAUUUUGUUCUCGAUUUUGGCCAUCAGUGGUCUCUAUUUUUGUCUUGGUGUGAUGAAUAUAGUCAACUGUCAGUGCUCCUUGCCUGCAGGCUCGCGUAUGGCUCUUUUACGCUCAACUUUUUUUUAUUGACCCGGAUCCUGCCAUGAAGAAGGGAACAAAGUAUGAGACAUAAUGUAAGAGCAACUGCGAGGGCUUUAUUUUUGUUUUUGUUCUGCUCACUUGUCAAUUGUAAAGAGAUCGACAUUGCAACUACGCAAAACCUUCUUAAACGGUCGGUUGAUGUGAGAUUUAACCUUUAGGGUAAAGAAAAAAAGGGUUUUGUUUAUGAA